Molecule: messenger RNA, 4031 nt
Organism: Oncorhynchus nerka (sockeye salmon)
Lineage: Eukaryota; Metazoa; Chordata; Actinopteri; Salmoniformes; Salmonidae
Product: prostaglandin D2 receptor 2
Exons: 4
Coding region: 1634-2992 (452 amino acids)
Biological process (GO): inflammatory response; positive regulation of cytosolic calcium ion concentration; complement receptor mediated signaling pathway
Cellular component (GO): plasma membrane
Molecular function (GO): G protein-coupled receptor activity; complement receptor activity
Source: RefSeq, a predicted model, not a curated record
AGAGCUCACAGCUGACAACCCUUGGGAUAAAGCAGAAUGCCUCGUUAGUGCCAUGGGUUCUCCAGAGCAAAGUGUGAUCAUGCUCAUCUCUGUCUUCUUCUCUGACUAUCGGUGUGUCUCUGAGCGUGUGGACGUGCAGAUGUGCAUGACUGUGUCUGUCUCACUGACUCACUAAAUUAAAUCAACUCACUGGUGCAAUUACGCAACAAUCUCUGUCUUCCAAUGAAUUAAAAUGUUACAUUCAAUUCAGUUCAAAAUCCGUCAAGAGAGAAAUUCCAAUGAUUCCAGCAGCAAAUCAUUUGUAAAAGUUUGUAUGUCACCAGUUCUGGUCAGUCAGUAUACAGUUGUCCAAAAUAAAUAAUCCCCAUGAUAAAACCACACAUAUAUUCCAGUAGGACUAAAUGUGUCCACAUACAUAUGUUCUAUUUGCUCCUAGCAGAACUUGGCUAGGAGAAGAGACUGUCUCAUACUCCCUAAAGAACUUCGCAUGUCAAAUUUGAAAAAAGCAGCAAUAUUUCUGUUGUUUGUCCCUCUUGAGCCACCAUAGCAACAGCAUAGCCAGAAAUAGCUGGAAACAGCAUGGCCAGAAACACUUCCUCAAAAUUAAUCUAAGCUAAAUCAAGAAAUCUGCCAUUCAUUUUGACUUUUUUACUGAAACGGUCUUAGUUGCGCAAUUUUACAUUUAGGUAACACUUCAUGUUCCCCCACUCCUACUAGGAGUAGUACUGCUGACCAAUCACCAAGACUUCAGUUACCUAACCCUAAUCCUAACCCUAAUCCUAACCCUAAUCCUAACCCUAACCCUAAUCCUAACAAAAACAAAUGGACGUGCACGAACAGCCGAAGACCAAAACUAACAAAAACAUCACAAAAUGUUACAUAAUACAUGCCCAAACUGUUUCAAAUGUAAAGCAUACGGUAAGUUUAAGAAACAGCCAUCCAAACUUGCAGUAACAGGUGUGAGCAAUCAGUUGGCACAGUCAUUUUGGUGUUUUUCCCAGUAAGGUUUUGCAAGCAGGAUAAUGAGGGUUCCAAGCUUUCCAAAACACAUGAACAGGAAAAAACUUGGUCCACCCCAUCAUCAGUGAUGAGGAUCUUAAAGUUGUUAAUACUGUAGAUGAAUGUAAUCACAGUUAAUGUCAUGAGUCAAGAGCACCCUAUUUACAGGCCAUAAGUGGAUCAUUUCAUGUAAUGGAAAAAAUAUAGGCCCAGUAGUGGAUUUCUGCCCACUACAGUAAUGUAUGGUACCUGUCUGUCUGUACAUGGAAAAGACUCAUGGUUAAUGUCACCAUAUGUCACAAUGACAUUACAUGUCACUCAUCUAAUUUCCCCCUCCCACCUCUUUCUCUCUCGCUCUCUCUCUCUCUCUCUCUCUCUCUCUCUUCUCUCUCUCUCUCUCUCACACUCACUAUUUCUCUCUUUCUGUCACCCUUUAUCCUUAUCUGUGUCUCUCUGUCUCUCUCUCCCCUCCCCCCCCCCUCUCUCUCUUUCUCCAGAGCCAUAAUGUCUAACUCCUCCUCCUCUGUGGUCUGCCCUUUCUACAACAGCAUAUAUACCACCCAUUCAUCCCUCUCUUUCCCUCCAGAGCCAAGACCUCCAACUGUCCUCCACUUCCUCAUCACUCUCCUCCAGGAUGUUCAACUCCUCCUCCUCUGCGUUCUGUCCUCUCCUCCAGACCAUGCUGGACCACUCUCUGAACAACAACACGGGGGUCAACCUGGUGGUGGUGUGGGUCCACGGCCUGGUCUCUUGUCUGGGUAUCCUGGAGAACGCUCUGGUCCUCUGGGUGGUCGGCUUCCGCCUGCGCCGCCGGACCGUGGCCUCUGUCUGGGUUCUCAACCUGGCCCUGUCAGACUUCCUGGCUACGCUGACCCUCCCUCUCUUUACACACUACCUGCACUCCUCACACAGCUGGGAGCUGGGAGGUCCGCUGUGUAUGGCCCAGUCCUCAGUCUUCUUCCUCAACAUGUUUGUGUCAGCCUUCCUCCUGGCGGCCAUUUCUCUGGACCGCUGUCUCCUGGUGGCGCGGCCCGUCUGGAGCCAGAACCACCGCUCCAUCAGCGCCGCCUGGAAGGUGUGUGCUUUGGGCUGGUUGUGGGCGGCGGCCAACACCUUCCCUUACUUCCUGUUCCGGGCGGUGACGGAGAAGACGGACGGAAGGAAGCUCUGCUACCACCAUUUUGGAUUGUACUCGUCGCCAGGGAUGCUGGAGAGGGACUGUAGGGUACGGCAGGCGGCGACCGCCGUGUCCAAGACGCUCCUGGCUUUCCUACUCCCCCUAGUGGUGAUUGCAGGGAGCUACGCCCUCUUUGGCAUCAGUCUGAGCCAGAGGAGGAAGAGGAGGAGGAAUAACAGCAGUAGUAGACUCACUGGGGCUUUGAUUGUUACCAACGUGGAACGUAGAGAGUCAAAACCCAACACAAACACCAAAAGCUCCACCCCCAACCCAAAAGGCUCCACCCCUACCUCCGUCAAAUUGUCUUCUAGACGGACCGAGCCCGGCCUAUCCCGUGGCUUCACCAAAAUGGUGACAUCAGUCAUCGCGACGUUUGCCCUCUGCUGGGCGCCUUAUCACGUGUUCUGCCUCAUUGAGGUUGCCGCCCAGUACUGGCCGACCAAGGUCGUGUUGGUGGAGGUGGGGUUGCCAAUAGCGACGACCUUUGCCUUCCUAAACCCGGUGUUAAACCCGGUGCUAUACGCGUUCAGCUGUCCCAACUUCUGCGUCCGGAUCAGACAGAGUCUGGGGGCGCUGAUGGAGGGACUGGUGGAGGAGGGAGGGAUGGGUGGAGUAGGAGAGGGGGGGCUGGGGUUGAGUAUCAGGAAGGGGUGGAGGAAGGGAAGGGGGAGCCUGGGAGGGAACUCAUUAUCGUCACCAAGCUGUCUGGGAACUCCAGGGUCUCCGCAUCUCCAGGUAGAUCAUCUGCCCUCCAUCAACCACAACUUCAAAGCCAGUUGUGGAGACCUGGAGCAAGGAGAGGACCCUCUGAACUGACUAUAUACUGUGAAUGAGAAAAUGUUGUUGACAUCAACUGAGAUAAUAAGAAUCCCCUCUGUUGUUCUGCUGGCCUCCAGGAGUCCUUCCUGUGCUGUAUAUUACUACAUCCUGUCCUAUUGUUUAACUGUUCCUCAAUAACUGUCCGUGUUUAACUAGUUGUUUCUCUUUAACUUGAAUUCAAUUUUUUUUGUGACCGUUUAUAGAAUAUUAAUAUGAUAACAAAAUGAUCUGGCACUUCACAAAGAGUUCAUUCUCUGACAUCGUUUUGGUGGAAAUUGUGUGUGUGUGUGUUCUUGAAAGCAGUUGUCUAUCAAUAAAGAAAUCAAUCAAAAUGUGAUUAUAAAUCCCUUUUUACAUCAGCAGUUUCACUCUCCAGAGUUGUCUGAUUUCUGUAUUUAUACUGUGUAUGACGCUGUUGACUGUGUUGACUGUGUGUCUGUAUUCUGUCUGUGCAUUGUCUGUUGUCUGUAUCUAUACUGUGUAUGACGCUGUUGACUGUGUUGACUGUGUGUCUGUAUUCUGUCUGUGCAUUGUCUGUUGUCUGUAUUUAUACUGUGUAUGACGCUGUUGACUGUGUUGACUGUGUGUCUGUAUUCUGUCUGUGCAUUGUCUGUUGUCUGUAUCUAUACUGUGUAUGACGCUGUUGACUUUGUGUCUGUAUUCUGUCUGUGCAUUGUCUGUUUUUAUACUGUGUAUGACGCUGUUGACUAUGUUGACUGUGUGUCUGUAUUCUGUCUGUGCAUUGUCUGUUGUCUGUAUCUAUACUGUGUAUGACGCUGUUGACUGUGUUGACUGUGUGUCUGUAUUCUGUCUGUGCAUUGUCUGUUGUCUGUAUCUAUACUGUGUAUGACGCUGUUGACUAUGUUGACUGUGUGUCUGUAUUCUGUCUGUGCAUUGUCUGUUGCUGGCUGCACUUGGCCACUAAGUCACAUUCUGGGUUUGUGUUAAUGUUCUUGGCAAAUAAAGUCAUUGUGAUUGUAUGACAUCCAGAGAGCAGUAGAUACAUAAAAGUAGGACCUGUCACAUCCCAGACCUC